This is a messenger RNA of Psammomys obesus (fat sand rat), 1053 nucleotides long. RefSeq names its product N-acetyltransferase 9 (putative) (gene Nat9). Gene Ontology annotation, molecular function: N-acetyltransferase activity. Gene Ontology annotation, biological process: protein acetylation. The record is from RefSeq and is a predicted model, not a curated record. The coding region runs from base 127 to 768 and encodes 213 amino acids. Lineage: Eukaryota; Metazoa; Chordata; Mammalia; Rodentia; Muridae. The transcript has 7 exons.
CUGAUUGGAUGCCUCGUGGGGGCGGGGCCGGGAUUGGGGCCCUCCGGAUGCCGUCUGCGUGGCGGAAGCGGAAAGCCCGGCUUUCUGAGAGCGGCCUGUUGUUGGGGACGCCUUCCUCAGCGGGGGAUGGGUGCAGCUACAAUGAGGCUGAAUCAGAACACCGUGCUGGUGGGCAAGAAGGUGGUCCUGGUACCCUACACGUCGGAGCACGUGCCUAGGUACCACGAGUGGAUGAAGUCAGAGGAAUUGAGGCAUCUGACAGCCUCAGAGCCGCUGACCCUGGAGCAGGAGUAUGAGAUGCAGCGUAGCUGGUGUGAAGAUGAAGACAAAUGCACCUUCAUUGUGCUGGAUGCAGAGAAAUGGCAGGCCCAGCCUCACCUCCCUGAAGAGAGCUGCAUGGUGGGAGAUGUGAACCUCUUCCUCACAGAUCUAGAGGACCCCAACUUGGGGGAGAUCGAGGUCAUGAUUGCAGAACCCAGCUGCAGAGGCCAGGGCUUUGGCACGGAGGCAUCUCUCCUGAUGAUGGCCUAUGGAGUGAAGAAGCUAGGACUGACCAAGUUUGAGGCGAAAAUUGGGCAAGAAAAUGAACCUAGCAUCAGGAUGUUCCAGAAACUUCACUUUAAGCAGGUGGCUGUGAGCAAUGUCUUCCAGGAGGUGACACUCAGGCUGGCAGUGAAUGAGCCAGAGCAGAAGUGGAUUCUGGAGCAGACGAACCACAUGGAAGAGAAACCCUACAGAGCAGGAUGCAGUGACAACUGCCCAGUGUGAGCAGGAGGGUUAGAACUGCCCACUGUACCCAAGGCCAGACAGCUGCACGGGAGAUAGAUGUACAGUACCUUCAGUCUGCUCCAGACCCUCCUGAGCCGGAGCAUGCCUUGGCCGCCCCUGGCAGGCAGUGGCUAAGACUCCUUCCUACUCCCAACCAUAAGCUAACUGCACUGGAACAGAUGGCUGUAGUCCAGCAAAGUCAGGGUGGAGGUGGGAACUGGAGGCUGGGUCUGAAGAACCAGCAUUUCCCUGGGGCCCUGGCUGAGUAAAACACUUGUUUUGGCA